CCUGUGCGCUAGCCUAAUGUUGAAAACAAGCGCAUCCAAUUUGCAAUCAGAAUAAUUGGACAGGUACCUUAGGGCGGGCGGGCCGAAACCGAAACUCGGAAGCUAACUGUCGACCACAGUCUACGCUAAUAAAAUGGCAGGAGGAUUGGUUGAUGUGUUUGCGGAGGACUCUGAAAGUGAUGUAACAUUUUACGGGUUUUCUGACACGGAACUAAGCGAUAAGGAUUCAAAUUUUGAGGAUGAAGAUGAAGCCCAGCCUGACCUUUCCCCCAAGAAGCAGGAAGCCACAUCUAAACCAGCUGCUGGUGCCAAGCCCUUCAGGCUGAGGGUGGUACUCCGCUCCACUCCCUCUACCCAGCAGUCCAAAGACGAUGAGGAGGCAGCGGAGGAAGAGGAGAGGACGGAAGAGAGAGCGGCGGGAAAGACCAGUCAGGCAAAGAAGGAGAGACGUGUUAAGUUUGAGGAUGAAGAGACAGCAGUGGCUCGGCCAUCGCACUGCGAGGAGCCUGGAUCUGAUUCAGCAGAAGAUGUGUUGGAUUCUUUCCUGGCCAAGAGAGAGCAGAACAUCAAGGCCAACAAAGCAAUGCUGGCUCAGCUGAUGGCAGACCUGCAGAAAAUGCCAGGGGGCGCGGGUUUAUUGAAAAAACAAGCAGGCAAACAGAAGACAAAAGAGAGAAGCUCUCGUCCACCACGCUCUGGUGCAGCCCGAGGAGAGUCCAGGAGGAACCCAGAGCGGCCGUCCCGCAGACAGACCCGCUCGAUGGGGGGAAGUGAGGAUCCUUCGGCCCCCCAGGAGGAAGAACUUGAGCUCAGCUUAGAGGAGGAGCUGCUGGAGGUACGCCGAGCGCCACAGCGCCGUGGCAACCCGCGGCCUAAUCAGUGCAAACCUCACUUUAUCCGUCCUGUCGAUGACAUCACAGAGGAUGAGCUCCAGCUGGUCGCAGACAACAUGACUGAUAAAGUCUACAACAGGGCCACAGGCUCGACGUGUCACCAGUGCCGCCAGAAAACUGUUGACACCAAGACGUGCUGCCGUAGUGAGGACUGUCGUGGGAUUCAGGGUCAGUUCUGUGGGCCGUGCCUGAGGAACAGAUAUGGAGAGGACGUCAAGAAGGCGCUGCUCGAUCCGGAGUGGAAGUGCCCUCCCUGUCGAGGCAUUUGCAACUGCAGCUUCUGCCGCCAACGUGAUGGCCGCUGCCCAACUGGCAUCCUGUUCCCCCUGGCUCAAUACCACGGCUUCUCUGACGUCCACUCCUACCUCACCAGCCUCCGUAACAAACUGAAGAGUGAGGACGAUGUAGAGAUGUGAUUUCAACAGUACGGGGACCGAUUGUUCAAACUGUUUUUAGUUCUAGUAGAACAUAACACAACCUGUGAUUUUAAACAAAUAAAGUAUUUUUGGGCAGCUGA
Molecule: messenger RNA, 1410 nt
Organism: Xiphias gladius (swordfish)
Lineage: Eukaryota; Metazoa; Chordata; Actinopteri; Istiophoriformes; Xiphiidae
Product: cell division cycle-associated protein 7-like
Exons: 9
Coding region: 134-1309 (391 amino acids)
Biological process (GO): regulation of DNA-templated transcription
Cellular component (GO): nucleus
Source: RefSeq, a predicted model, not a curated record